AUGCCAAACAAGCUGAAGGUGAUCAUCGAGGGACUCUUUCCGCAGCAUGCCCCAACGACCUGGCCCCCGACACCCUAUCGUGGGCAAGAGGAUAGCAACGCCGCAGAAAGAAUAAUCACCAAUGAGGAACUGGUGAUAGUUGCAAAGGGAUUGAAGACGCGAAAAGCACCCGGAAUGAAUGGAAUCCCCGACAUUGCUUUGAAAACGGCGAUCUUGGCGUUUCCGGACAUGUUUAGGUCGGUCAUGCAGAAAUGCCUGGACGAAAGCCACUUUCCAGACAGAUGGAAGGCGCAGAAGUUGGUGCUGCUACCUCAACCAGGUAAAUCACCGGUCGAUCCUGCUUCGUGUAGGCCUAUAUGCCUGCUGGAUACUCUAGGAAAACUCCUGGAAAAGGUAAUUCUCAACAGAUUGACGAUUUGGUUUCCGGAAAGGAAAGUCCACGGUGGAUGCUAUCCGGACAGUAAUCUAAAGGGCCGAGAAGUCGUUAAUGCUACUUUCAGAAUCGCGUACACUAGGUACGACACAUCAGUUGGACGAAAGACCAUCAGGAUCACGGCGGGCGUCCCUCAAGGUUCCAUCCUCGGUCCAACGCUUUGGAAUGGAAUGUACAACGACGUGUUGACAUUAAAUCUACCUAAAGGUGUCGAGAUUGUCGGCUUUGCAGACGACGUAAUACUAACGGUCACAGGUGAAUCGUUGGAAGAGGUGGAAAUGCUGGCCACUGAAACCAUAGACAUGAUAGCACAUUGGAUGCAGGGAGCAAAACUCCAGCUGGCUCACCACAAGACGGAAGUACUAGUGGAAAUGCAAGAGGAUACGUUUAACCAGGCAGAAGCUGUGAUACGAGGAAGGGUCUCGAUUCGUGGAACCAUAAAAAUAUUAGGAAUUCUAAAAAUUACGCAUGAAGAUAAGGUGAAUUCGAGGUAUGCUGGUGGUCGAACGAACAUUCAGGAUGCGCUUUUAAAUGACGAUGAGAAAAUCGUGUUGGAUUACAUUAUUGCAAAUGCAGAAGCAGAGUAUCUGGUCACAAAUAUUGAUGCAAGCAACAGCGGCGGUGGCCGACCACUCACCAACAGCACCAACACGCAAUCGGAUGCCGGAAACGGUAUUAACACCACUGCCACUGGCCGGAAUCCCUACCUGGUGGGGGUGCAAUCAAGAUUUCGCCGGCGUUACUACCACAAAACCAUCUUCAUCGUACUGAUCGUGGUGAUCGUGAUUCUACUUAUUGGACUCAUUGUCGUUGCCUGUCUAUUGCACUUUCCACCACAUGUCUGCCACAGCGCGGACUGCCUUCGUGCGGCUGCAGCCUUCAAGCAGAGCAUGGACACCCGCGCGGAUCCGUGCGAUGAUUUCUACCGGUACACGUGCGGCAACUGGGCCGACGAUCAUCCCCGACCGGACACCUACAGCAGCUACGAUUGGUUCAGCGAACGGCAGUCCAGGAUUCUGCGCAACAUUCGACAAUAUCUGCAGCUGAAUGAUACCGCCAGCGAUGAUCCGAAGUCGGUUAAGCAGGCUCGGGGGAUGUACCGAGCGUGCAUGAAUUUGACUGCCAUGGAUGCUCUUGGUUAUGAGCCAGUUUUUAGUUUGUUGGACGAUUUUUAUUUACCGAGUUAUCCAACAAUACUAAACAUCACGGACACCAACUACGAAGACUACAAUUUCGAUUGGGUUCGAUCUUUAGCCAAAAUAAGACAACUAUUCGGAAUGGAUAUUUUGAUUGGGUUUGAUGUGUUCCCCGAUCCAAAGGAUCGGGAUUACAAUAAACUGGUGCUGGGAACCCCCGAAAAGGAAUCCGAUUUACCAUUCAACGAAAAUGUCUUGAAACAAAUCAUGAAUGCAAAACACAAGAUCAUGGUAAGUGAAACCAAAGAGGAUGAUGACGAUGACGAUGUCGAAGGAGACACGGACUACAUGAAAGCAUAUAAAACCUUCAUGAUUGGAACUAUGAAGAUCUUAGUCAACAGUACCGAUCCAAAAAUUGACCUAGAUUCUUUUUCGGAAAGCUUUACAAAAGCAGCUGACAUCUACGUUAGGAUGUCGAAGGUGAUAUCAAAGCUAGACAAAAUAGCGGAAAAUGCCUCCAAGAGCAACCAACCGGAGGAUUCGCUCAAUGUUCAAGAUCUGGUAAAUACUACGGUUCGGGAACUACAAACACUCACCGAUCAGUUUCUGGCACCUAGAGAUCCAGUGCCAAUUUGGGAGCAAUAUCUUGAAGAAGUGUUCGACGGUGUCCCAGAGGCGCAACUUAACUUGAGCGAAGACCUAAUCCUUACCAGUAACGCUGAUAUCUACUAUCUACAGCUGCUGACAGACUAUCUUUCGUUAACUCCACUGGUACACAUCGAACUGUUCAUCUGGUGGACCGUAGUCGAAGAACUGAUUCUGCACACUACGGCAGAGAUCAGAAAACUACACUACGAGUACUACAAGGUGACAACCGUUACGGAGGGAUUCACCCCUCGAUCACUCUACUGUGCUGGAGCGGUCAACAAACUGAUGGGAAUGGCCGUAAGUUAUGCAAUCGCCGAUAAGAGUUUUCUUCAUGAUACAAAACCCAAGAUGCAACGCAUGCUACGAUAUAUUCAGGGCGCGUUCGAGCGUCUCGUUCGUGAUACAACCUGGAUGGAUUGGAAGACCAAGCAAUCUACGCUGGAAAAGUCCAAAGCCAUGCGUAGUCUAAUUGGUUUUCCCGAAUGGAUACUGAACCACACGAAGCUGGAGGAACAUUACGAUACGUUGGAGAUUAACGAUACACAACAUUUGGACAAUAUGAUGCAAAUCAUUCGGUUAAACAACAUCAGACAACUUCGUCGCUGGCGACUGAAGAACGUUCUAAGUUGGGACACCGUCCCAACGAAUGUAAAUGCAUUUCACACUUUUCAGGACAAUGCCAUUACCAUUCCGAUUGCCAUUCUGCAGUAUCCCUUCUAUCAUCUGGGACUAGAAGCGCUCAACUACGGAUCUAUUGGGACAAUAUUGGGACACGAGCUGACGCACGGAUUUGAUGAUAGCGGACGUCAGUUUGACAAGGAAGGUAACCUCAAACAGUGGUGGACCAACAGUACCGUUCGGGAGUACGUCAAUCGAACAGGAUGUUUCGUGCAACAGUACAGUGGAUAUUACAUCGACGAAGCGAAGGACUAUAUUGAUGGCCAGCAAACUCUGGGCGAAAACAUCGCGGACAACGGUGGCGUUCGGGAAGCUUAUUAUGCCUACAAAAUGUACGUCCAGCGUGAAGGAACGGAACCACUUCUACCGGGAUUCGAGAACUACACGCACGAACAGCUGUUCUUCAUAUCCUACGGAAAUCUGUGGUGCGAAUCACACACUGCUUCGGCGGCAAAAUCAGCCCUGGACGACACGCACAGUCCCGGAUGGGUUCGGCUGAGGGGGGUUCUCAGUAAUUCGCCGGAAUUCAGUCGGACGUUCGGCUGCCGACAGGGCAGCGGUAUGAAUCCGACCGGCGACAAGUGUCGAAUAUGGUGA
Messenger RNA from Sabethes cyaneus, 3492 nucleotides. Its product is annotated as endothelin-converting enzyme homolog. Gene Ontology annotation, molecular function: metalloendopeptidase activity. Gene Ontology annotation, cellular component: plasma membrane. The coding region runs from base 1 to 3492 and encodes 1163 amino acids. The record is from RefSeq and is a predicted model, not a curated record. Gene Ontology annotation, biological process: protein processing. The transcript has 14 exons. Lineage: Eukaryota; Metazoa; Arthropoda; Insecta; Diptera; Culicidae.